GGCUGCGGGACGGGGGGCGCGGCCGCCGCAGCCCCUCGGGGCCAGGAGACGUCCCAGGGUGGCAUUGCCCGGCCGGAGGCUCCGGGACUCCCCCGAUGCCGCCCCACCGCCCGCCUCCGCUGCGACGAGCCCCGCGCCCUCCCCUUCCUCCCCCCGCCCCGCAGGGGACCUUUUAAGAGGAGGGGGCAGUGGCUGGAGGGCUUGGCGGGGGACGGGGCUGCUCCUGCGAGAGCUCUGGGAUUGAAUCGGACGGCCAAAACCUAACAGGGAAGAGGAGGAAGGAAAAAAAAAAGCGACAAAGGAAGUCAAAGGAAAAGAAAAAAGAAAAGAAAAGAAAAGAAGUGAAACGGGAGGUGCGGAAGCACAGAAAGGUGGGGGGACUAAACAGAAACAGCAGGGGGACGCGGUGCGCAGGCAGCGCGCAGCGCGGGGAUGAUGAGCCCCGGCGGGCUGUGCCGCCUGCUGCUGCUGCUGCUGCUGCUGCUGCAGGGCUCCCUCCUCCUGCUGGCCACAGCCCGGCACGGCCGCGCCGCCGCCUGCCCGCUCCGCAGAAAGCAAAAUGAGCUGAACUCCUUCCUGUGGACAAUCAAGAGAGAUCCCCCAUCUUAUUUCUUUGGCACCAUCCAUGUCCCAUACACACGUGUCUGGGAUUUUAUCCCAGAGAACUCCAAGAAAGCCUUCCAGCAGAGCCACAUCGUGUACUUUGAGCUGGAUCUCACUGAUCCCUACACCAUCUCAGCUCUCACCAGCUGCCAACUCCUGCCACAGGGGAAGAACCUCCAAGAUGUGCUGCCCCGAGACAUCUACCGCCGGCUGAAGCAGCACCUGGAGUACGUCAAGCUCAUGAUGCCAUCUUGGAUGACCCCAGACCAACGGGGCAAAGGGCUGUAUGCAGACUACCUCUUCAAUGCCAUUGCUGGCAACUGGGAGCAGAAGAGGCCAGUCUGGGUGAUGCUGAUGGUGAACUCCUUGACAGAGGUAGACAUCAAGUCACGAGGCGUGCCUGUCCUGGAUCUGUUCCUGGCCCAGGAAGCGGAGCGGCUGAGGAAGCAAACGGGUGCUGUGGAGAAAGUAGAAGAGCAGUGCCACCCGCUCAAUGGGCUGAACUUCUCCCAGGUGGUCUUUGCUUUGAAUCAGACUCUCUUGCAGCAGGAAAGCCUCCGAGCAGGCAGUUUCCAGAUCCCCUAUACGACAGAAGACCUUAUCAAGCAUUACAACUGUGGAGACCUCAGCUCCAUCAUCUUCAACCAUGACACUUCUCAAGUCCCAAAUUUCAUUAAUGCUACACUUCCAGCCCAUGAACGCAUUACUGCCCAAGAAAUAGACAGCUACUUCCGGCAGGAGCUCAUCUACAAACGAAAUGAGCGAAUGGGCCGCAGGGUGAAGGACCUGCUGGAAGAGCACCCAGACAAGAGUUUCUUCUUUGCAUUUGGAGCUGGUCACUUCAUGGGCAACAACACAGUGAUUGAUGUUUUGAGGAGACAAGGGUACGAAGUAGAGCACACUCCAGCUGGACAAGCCAUCAACAACCAAAAAUCUCCCAAAACCUUGUUAGCCUUUUCAUCAUCACACAGUCCCUAUGUCAUGUCCCAUGAGCUCUCACUGCACCCCCAGAAGGAGGAGGAAGAGGAGGAGGAAGAGUUCCUGCCUCACCUGCUAUUCCCUGACAGCAUUGAUGUGCUCAUGAAAGUAGACAGGAAGUACAAAAAGAAGAAGAAAAAGCAGCAGAAGAAGCAAAAACUGCGACAGUUUAAUGAUCUCUGGGUUCGCCUUGAAGAAAGGGACCUUGGAAAAGAGUUGUUGGAAGAGAUAUGCCUACACCUUCUGAAGAGCCCCCACAGGGCAGUGGAUGCCCUGAGGAGUCUGUGGCCCCUUGGGAAGCCCAUGCUGAAGCAGGCUUCUGGCAGGACCUGUGGCCCUAUGGAGAGAAGAACCCAUGCUGGAGGAGUUUUUUUGGUGGACUUGUGACCCCAUGAGGGACUCGCCCUGGAGCAGCCUUUUCCUGAAGGACUACACCACAGGGAACAGACCAGUGUUGGAAUAGUUUGUAAAGAGCUUCAGCCUUUGGGAAGGACCCUCACUGGAGAAGUUCAUGGAAGACUGUCUGCCAUGGGAGACACUCCAUGCUGAAGCAGGUGCAGAGUGUGAGGAGUUCUUCCCCUGAGGAGGAAGGAACACCAGGAGCAACAUGUGAUGAACAGACCACAACUCCCACUCCCUCUUCCCCUGCAACACUGGGGAGGUAUGGAGGAGCUGGAGAAUUUGCGAGUAAAGCUGAGCCUGGGAAAAAGGGGAAGGUAAAGUGAAUGUGUUUCAAGAUUUAGGUUUUAUUUCUCAUUACCCUACUCUGACUAAAUUGUUAAUAUAUUAAGCUUAUUUUCCCAAGUCAAGUCUGUCCUUCCAUGAUGAUAAUUGCUGAGAGAUCUCUCCCUGUUCUUAUCUCAACCCAUGAGCUUUUGGUUAUAUUUUUUUUCCCUUAUCCCAUAGAGGAGUGGAAGUGAUAGAGCAGCUUUGGUGGGCAUCUGGCAUCUCGCUAGACUCAACCCACCACAAGCUGGCACAGGUUUUAGAAAGGUAGGUCUACAGCAACUCUUCAAAUAUUUGACCUUCUUUUUCAGGAAAAUCAGAACUACCUAAUGUUCUGUGUUGCAUUGUAGACUAUGACAUAAACACUUUAAAAAGAAACUUUUUUUCUAGUUGCAUUUACUCUACUCAAACUCACAGAUUUUUCCUCCCUUAGUUGGUCUUCCAAGAAAAGCUAGAUAAUAAUAAACCUGAGAUUGUGGUUAACGCCACUAAUGCCCAACAUUGCUCAAAAACAUCAUUGCAAGUUUCAAGUAGGCCACACAUAUGGAGAUGUAAUCAUAUACAAGCUGUUCUAGGGAAGGGCUGGUAAAAUUAUGUAUGUGAAAAAAAAUUAAAAAGUGCACAGAUGUUCAAGGUGAUUUAUUCUUGUAUAGCUCUGCAUAAUUGUUAAUUCCUAAUAAGGAAGGUAUUACACAACUAUCUUCUGAGAAGUAAUAGCCUGUUUGGUUUUCUCCUAUUUCUUAUAGUGGUUAUGGACUUCCUAGCACUGUAUUUAAAUGUGUAGGUUUUACUUUUCUAUACUUUGAAGCAAUCAAAUAA
Motacilla alba alba is the source of this 3126-nucleotide messenger RNA. It is a transcript of the gene TRABD2A, whose product is annotated as TraB domain containing 2A. NCBI's taxonomy places the organism in Eukaryota, Metazoa, Chordata, Aves, Passeriformes, Motacillidae. Gene Ontology annotation, biological process: negative regulation of Wnt signaling pathway. Gene Ontology annotation, cellular component: membrane. Gene Ontology annotation, molecular function: metalloendopeptidase activity. The coding region runs from base 433 to 1968 and encodes 511 amino acids. The record is from RefSeq and is a predicted model, not a curated record. The transcript is spliced from 7 exons.